AUGACAACAUCCCGCCUCACGCUCGCCUGGAUAGCAGCGUACCAGCUGCUCCUCUGGGCAGCAGUCUACUACGGCACGUACCUCUUCGCAACGGGCACCGAGCUCGGGCAGGUGCUCGUCGACGACUGGCUGGCAUGGUAUCGCUCCUUCGACCCCCUCUGGCGGCAUCUCAUCAAAGCUGCCGCCGCACUCGCCGUCGUUCCCGUCACGCUUAUGUGGCCUAAUAUCCUCAUUGGGAGCAGGUACAUUAUCGACACUAUCAAGUUUGGCGCGGGGCUCGCCAAGCCCAAGGUGGGCGGGCGGGUCGUGUAG
Vanrija pseudolonga is the source of this 312-nucleotide messenger RNA. RefSeq lists its product as uncharacterized. The transcript has a single exon. Bases 1 to 312 code for a protein of 103 amino acids. The record is from RefSeq and is a predicted model, not a curated record. NCBI's taxonomy places the organism in Eukaryota, Fungi, Basidiomycota, Tremellomycetes, Trichosporonales, Trichosporonaceae.